This is a messenger RNA of Cyphellophora attinorum, 3339 nucleotides long. RefSeq names its product putative O-acetyltransferase CAS1. The record is from RefSeq and is a predicted model, not a curated record. The transcript has 4 exons. Gene Ontology annotation, molecular function: transmembrane transporter activity. Gene Ontology annotation, biological process: transmembrane transport. Bases 1 to 3339 code for a protein of 1112 amino acids. Lineage: Eukaryota; Fungi; Ascomycota; Eurotiomycetes; Chaetothyriales; Cyphellophoraceae.
AUGACAGAAUUUAUUUGGGAUCCCUAUCUCAACAACACUCGACUCGCAGGUCUUCGAAACACAAAGGCGAACGGCUCAACGGAUCACGGCUACGAGGUUGCCCAAGAACAUGAGCCUCGAGCACCCAGAUUCAUCAUCAUUGGCGGUGGCCUUUGGCAUGCACGCUAUCUCACUACUAGCAAUAACAGCAUGAGCGCCGAAGACGUUUCGCCUAUCUAUUCCUCCUACCUCAGGCGCUUCCUCGAGUCCCGUCACAACGCCACCGAGACAGAGAUCGUUCCAGUCUUCUUGCCUAUCCAGCCGUACCAUCCCUGGCUCGACCAAGAGCGCCGAAAGUUCUUCGCUCCGUCCCGAAUCAAAAGAAUGAACAACGUCUUGCGUGAUGUAUCCGAGGAAUAUCAACUCAAUGUGUUCUGGGCAAGCACCAAGAUGACUACCGGUUCAGCGGCGUUCCAAGCAGAUGGCCUGCACCUCAAACCUUUCGUGGCCAAGAAGGAGCUCGAAGUUCUCUCGACGCGUCUCUGUCCGAGAAUGCAAGAUCACACCUGCUGCUCAAAAUCCGCAGACACCGCACAGGGCCAAGUCCUCAUCCUUUUCGCAGCCAUCGCGACAGUCACCGGGUCAUGCCUUCACAGAUCUGCUGCUGCUCGAGCGCUUGCAGUCAUGGCCGCCACGCUCAUCUACUGCUUCUGCGCUGACAGGACAAUGCUCUUCGAGAGAGUCAACAAGCUGGUCGAUCCCCAAUUAUUCAUAUUCUUCUGCUUCUUCGCGCUUGGCGCUGGCAUCAUGACCACAUCCAUAUGUUCCGCUGACGAGAGUCUCUGCCGCGAGCAGACUCAAGAAUGGAAAGGCUGGAUGCAGAUCGUCAUCCUUCUCUACCACUACUUUGGCAUGUCUCGCAUCGUCUGGGCCUACCGAACAGUCCGAGUGCUUGUCGCGGCAUACUUCUUCCUCACAGGCUAUGGUCACGCAACAUACUUCAUUCGCACCAGAGACUUCUCCAUGCGCAGAGUCGCCGCAGUUCUGUUGCGGACGAACCUUCUCAGUUGCAUACUCCCGUUCAUCAUGGACACGUAUUAUCAGUUCUACUACUUUCCACUACUGACAUCCAUUUGGGUCUUGAUCACUUGGGCCACAGUCCCAUUAGAACUCAACUGGUACAGCAGCCUUCGGGUGGUCUACUCAGCAGGCGCGACAACGAUAGCCUAUGCGCGGUCAGAUCGUUUCUUCCGCUUGCUGUCACGCAUGGGCAUGAUGGAGAUUGACGUCAGGGAGUUCAAGUUCCGCUUCGGCCUGGACUUGUACGCUGCGUACGCCGGCAUGCUGUUAGCCAUGCUAAUAGCCUUGCGUCCAGAUCUAUUCACCAUCCAGAACCGCAUCACGCAAGUCAUUUCCUGGACAGCAACACUUCUCGCCACGGCUGUCUAUCUUUCUCACGCCACAAAUGCCGACAAAGAGACCUUCAACGCCACCCACCGUUACACCUCCAUUAUCCCUAUCCUCAGCUACGUCUUCGUCCGCAAUGCCUUUGCCGCGUGGCGUAGCCGCUAUAGCCGCUUUUUCGCCUGGUUCGGACGGCACUCACUCGAGACUUUCGUCCUCCAGUACCACAUCUGGCUUGCUGCAGAUACCCACGGAAUUCUGCAUCUCGGUCUGAUCGAUCGCAACUAUACCGAGGAAAGUACGAGAGGAAGCUGGCGGUUCUGGGUUGAGGUAGUCUUGGUCACGGCUUGCUUUCUGUGGAUCUGCUCAGCCGUUGGUCGGGCGACGGGCGUAAUCGUGAAAUGCAUCAUGGGAGGCCCGCAGAGUGAAGAUGGCUCGUAUGAGAAGAGUGAUGAGCUGAUCAGCCAUCAGCAUUCGGCUUUUGCGCCAAAUAUGCCAUCAUCAUCAGAGAAGUCCGCCAUCAACGAGGACUACAACGUCGACCAUGGACGAUCAGAGAAAAUUGCCCUCCCAUCUUCGCCACAAGCGGCCAUCCCACCACAAUCAUCACCACACGAAAGACCUGCUGAACUUGACGAAUCCCCACCACCGGAUGGAGGUUAUGGGUGGGUAUGCUGCCUCGCCGUGACGGGCAUAAAUGGCUUCAUCUGGGGUAACCUGGCGUCAUACGGUGUCUACCUUUCCUAUUACCUUACCAACUCUGGGCGCUACGGUGGCACUCCCAUAGCAUACGCUUUCAUCGGCGGUGCCAACUUCGCUGCCGCCAUGCUGAUCGCGCCGCUGACCAACAUCCUUAUUCGACGCUAUGGUACGAAGUUCCCAAUGUAUCUAGGCAUCCUCCUAUGGCUCGCGGGCUGGAUCGCCGCUUCCUACUCCCACAAAUACUGGCAAUUUUUUCUUUCGCAAGGCAUCCUCGUCGGACUGGGCGCUGGGCUAAACUGGUUGCCAGCUGCGCCUAUCCUCCCUCAAUGGUUUUCCCGCAAGCGUAGCUUGGCUCAGGGACUAGCGAGCUCUGGGAGCGGGACAAUUGGUGUGAUCUAUGCCGUCGCAACGACACCUAUGAUUGAGAACCUCGGCCUUGGCUGGAGUCUGCGGAUCACGGGAAUCACGAGCACGGCGGUCCUACUUGCAUGUACUUGGGUACUGAAGGAUCGGAAUGUGAGCACCAAGGCGGACGUGAGGCCAUUCGACGUCAGGCUGUUGCGAGACAAAGGCGUGUGGUUAUUGAGCGGUUACACAUUCUUUGGUACCCUGGGAUACAUGGUCGUGAUCUCAAGCUUUUCGGCUUUUGCUGGCUACACACAAACCCAGGGUGGGAACGCCAUCGCAAUUCUCAACGCCGGUACCGCACUAGGCCGCCCCUUGAUUGGCAUUCUCAGCGAUAGAGUCGGAAGGAUCACCACUGCGUGUGGUAUUACGGCUUUCAACGCACUACUCGCUUUUGCAUUCUGGAUCCCGGUCACCACCUAUGCGCCGCUCUUGGUGCUGGCGAUCAUCUAUGGAGGAACGUGCGGUGUCUUCUGGGCGACGAUUGCCCCACUCUCCGCCGAAGUCGUCCCUCUCUCGCAGAUCGCCUCUCUCCUGUGCCUCCAGUGGCUGACCGUGUCAAUGCCCUCACUCGUAUCGCAAGCCAUAGCGCUGGAGAUUCGUCAGCCAUUGAGACCGGGUCCCGGAGGCGGAAGGUGGGUAUUUGUCUAUCCACAGGUGUACACCGGGAUCACGUACACAAUCGCCGCCCUGUUUCUGCUGGAGUUGAGAAGGCAGAAAGUUGGGCUUUGGGCUUGGGAGCGGCAUGCGGCUGUGAGAGAGGUCGUGAAGAAGGAUGAGGAAGAGAGAGCAGCGGUUGGCCAGAGGCACGCAAUGAGCUCGACACACGCUGUCGAAGGCGCUAAAUGA